Molecule: messenger RNA, 939 nt
Organism: Camelina sativa (false flax)
Lineage: Eukaryota; Viridiplantae; Streptophyta; Magnoliopsida; Brassicales; Brassicaceae
Source: RefSeq, a predicted model, not a curated record
AAAAAAAAAAAAAAAAAAAAAAAAAAAAAAAAAAAAAAAAAAAAAAAGAGAAUGAAAUCUUCAGGUAGAAGAAAGGCUCUACUGCCUCUACAGCCCAGAAACAUCUUCCUAGCCCCAAAAGAGGAGGAGGAUACUUUUGUUAAACCCAAAGCAGACACAGAGGUGAAGAAGAAGAAGGAGAAUCUGAAACUGAAUCUUGACACAGUAAUCGAUGCUUCUCUUGCGGAGGAGCUGAGCGCUUUCAAGAAGAAACUCGAGAGGCUGAGAGAAGAUCGUGAGCGGACUGAGAAGGUUCUCAAGGAGAAGGAUGUAGCCAUGGAUCUUCAGAUGAGCCAUCUUCUACAGAGAGGAGAUACACAGAAAAGCCUUGAAAUCCAAGUCGAUCGUCUCUUCCGAUUGAAGGAGCUCCACGCCUAUUCCUCCCAGAAGAUAUCUCCGAUCCGAUCUUUGAGAGCAAAGGAGCAAGAGAAGAAUAAGAUGAGACGAUUCAGCUCUGAACCGGAAGAACCAAUGGUAGAAGAAGAAGAAGAAGAAGAAGAAGAAGAAGAAGAAGAAGAAGAAGAAAGCUCCGUGAUGAAGAAUCUCGAGACUGAUAUCAUCAUCGCAAAUGAAUGAAAUGCAAAAACAGAAGCAAGCAAAUCUGUGGAGCAAAGGACCACCGAGGAGGAUCAGGCUUCCGCGUUGCACGACGACGAAGAUUGCAAAGGAAGAGUUUUUUUUUUUUUCCCCCUUGUCACUGUUGUUGAAAUCAUCUCCCUGCAGAAGGAUUCAGUGGACUUGGAACUAAGGAGGUCAUUCAAGAGAAGAGGAUUUAGAGAGAGAGAGUUCUUUACCUUUUUUACUUUUGUUGCUGUGUUUCACUUUUUUUUUAACAAAAAAAAAGUCUUGAACCUUUUCACUUUCUUCUUCAUGAUUGAAUCUUGUUAUGCUCUUCUCUGA